Molecule: messenger RNA, 345 nt
Organism: Helobdella robusta
Lineage: Eukaryota; Metazoa; Annelida; Clitellata; Rhynchobdellida; Glossiphoniidae
Exons: 3
Coding region: 1-345 (114 amino acids)
Source: RefSeq, a predicted model, not a curated record
AUGGCGACAGCAGCCAGAGGGGCUUCAACAACCGGCAUUCGUAAAAGAAAUGCUUUGGGUUUUGCUUGCAUCUCUAAACCUCAAAACUUCCAUGUCAAUAAUAAUCAUUGCUUGCCAACUUCGAAUUCUAGAAAAUUGACAUUGAGAGAUCAGGAUGAAAAAGAAUGGAAUGUUAGCGCACUUGUUGCAGAAGAUAAGAUUAGACUGCUGCGACUGCCUCCCGACAUCAUCACACUAUUCCUUCUGACAAAUGUCAUUGUCUCUCGGUAUCAGAAAUGGUCUCACAUAGACGGUAUCACAAGUGGUCUAUUAAAUAGACGGUAUCACAAGUGGUCUCUUAAAUAG